Molecule: messenger RNA, 3882 nt
Organism: Diaporthe batatas
Lineage: Eukaryota; Fungi; Ascomycota; Sordariomycetes; Diaporthales; Diaporthaceae
Product: inositol-3-phosphate synthase INO1
Exons: 3
Coding region: 349-1974 (541 amino acids)
Biological process (GO): inositol biosynthetic process; phospholipid biosynthetic process
Cellular component (GO): cytoplasm
Molecular function (GO): inositol-3-phosphate synthase activity
Source: RefSeq, a predicted model, not a curated record
GCCGGAGGCUCCUGUAGACGUGCAUACUCGAGUGUUAAAUACGCUCUGUCCCAGGCGUCCCUUCUUGCAGCCUUGACGUGGCUCACUCAGUACUCUGGACAAACCUCAGUGGAAGUAUCUACGAAUCCUCAGCCUCACUCAGCACUUCUCAGAAGUCGAUCGCGCUCUCGGGCUGCGGUCACAGGAUACCGUCAAGACGUUUUCCAAUCUCCUAAACUCCGUCCACCACCCGUACGCAGGAGCCCGUUGUGCCUCUCGAGGAGGGAGUACAGCGGACUCGCCCUUUACUCACUAAGGGGCGUCAUCACAUAUCGCGCAAGUAAACCAAGCCUUGGCCCACAAGCCAUCAUGGCACCGCACGCCGAGGAAGCUGCUGCGGGCCUUGCGUACGGGGACGGACAGGCAAAUGGCAAUGGAGUUCGCCAUGGUACCGACAACAAACCUCUCUUCAAGGUGAACUCCUCCAAUGUCAAGUACACGGACAGUGAGAUCUUGUCCAAGUACAUCUACCGCACCACCAGCGUGGCCACCGCCGACGAUGGCAGUUACACGGCGACUCCCCAUGAGACUGUGUACAACUUCCAUGUUGAUCGCAAGGUGCCCAAGGUUGGCAUGAUGCUUGUUGGCUGGGGCGGGAACAAUGGUACCACCGUCACCGCGGGCAUCAUCGCCAAUCGCCGCGCCCUCGUGUGGGACACUCGUGAAGGCCCUCGUGCUGCCAACUACUAUGGGUCCCUCAUCAUGGGCUCCACCAUGAAGCUGGGAACUGAUUCCAAGACCAACGCGGAUGUGAACAUCCCGUUCCACGAUGUGCUUCCCAUGGUGCACCCGAAUGACCUCGUCGUUGGUGGUUGGGACAUCAGCGCCAUGGACCUUGCUCGAGCCAUGGACCGUGCCGCUGUCCUGGAGCCUACGCUCAAGGCAAUGGUGAAGAAGGAAAUGGCCGAGAUGCGCCCCUUGCCGAGCAUCUACUACCCCGACUUCAUUGCUGCGAACCAGGAGGAUAGGGCUGACAACGUCCUCCCGGGCAAAAAGGCCUCCACCGCGCAUGUUGAGCAGAUUCGCAAGGACAUCCGUGACUUCAAGGCUCAACAUGGUCUUGACAAGGUCAUAGUCCAGUGGACAGCCAACACAGAACGUUACGCUGACAUUGUCCCGGGGGUGAACGACACCGCCGACAAUUUGCUCAAGUCCAUUGAGCAGGGCCACGAGGAGAUCUCGCCGUCCACCGUCUUCGCAGUGGCAUGUAUCCUUGAGAACACCCCCUUCAUCAACGGCAGCCCGCAGAACACAUUCGUGCCUGGCGCAGUUGCUCUCGCCGAGCGCCAUGGGGCCUUCAUCGGUGGUGAUGACUUCAAGUCGGGCCAGACCAAGAUGAAGUCCGCCCUUGUCGACUUUCUGAUCAACGCGGGCAUCAAACUAACGUCCAUUGCGAGCUACAACCACCUUGGAAACAACGACGGCAAGAACCUCAGCUCGCAGAAGCAGUUCCGGAGCAAGGAGAUCUCCAAGUCCAACGUCGUCGACGACAUGGUCGAGGCGAACACGGUGCUGUACAAGAAGGGCGAGCACCCUGAUCACACAGUGGUGAUCAAGUACAUGCCCGCAGUUGGAGAUAACAAACGUGCCCUUGAUGAGUACUAUGCUGAGAUAUUCAUGGGCGGUCACCAGACGAUUUCCAUCUUCAACGUCUGCGAGGACUCCCUCCUCGCCUCGCCCCUCAUCAUCGACCUCGUGCUCGUCACGGAGAUGAUGACGCGCAUCCAGUGGAAGACAGAGGGCGACGACGGCUAUAAGAGCUUCCACAGCGUCCUCAGCGUCCUCAGCUACAUGCUCAAGGCACCGCUCACGCCGCCCGGCGCCCCGGUGAUCAACUCCCUGGCCAAGCAACGCGCUGCGCUGACCAAUAUCUUCCGCGCAUGCGUCGGCCUCGAACCCGAGUCGGACAUGACCUUGGAGCACAAGUUGUACUAAGCUCUUACGCACUUGAUAUCAAGGCCCCUGACCGCAGGUGCCUUGAUUGUGCCCCGGAUACGCUUCCUCCUGCUUAUCUCCUGCUUGUCAGUGAAAAGUGGCCGCGGCACGAACACAUAAUUAACUUUCUCGAUGCGGCCCAGCAGUAUAGUCCUGCACAACGGGCGCAGCUGUUUAUAUGUGAUGCCGUUUUCUGCGGCCAUUAUUAGUGUUGCGUUUCGACACUAUCCUAGCACAGAAGAAAAUAUACCAACAGUCCCUACCGAGAAAUUUGCUGCAGACAGGCUACAGGGCGAGGAGUACCCUAGAGGUACCAGUUGACUUGUUUGCGCUUGGAUUUGAGUGAUAUGUUGACUGAUACAAACCGCCGUCAGUCGCGAAAUCCGGACCACACAUGUGUCCAGUAAAUAUUUUUAGUGGUAUGCCUGUAGCGGGCGAUUGGAAUUCCGUCCUAGUGGUUUCUCCUGGUAACAGUCUAUGUUUGCCCAUGGCGGGUCCGCAAUUCGAACCAGUUGCCAAUUCACUCCAAUGUCUUCAAAAGCUCGUCAAACUCCUUCAUCCUCUCUAAAGAUUGCGCAAGGCUGGGAAGAGUCUCUGCCUCUGGCAACCCACCAGCCCCCCCGGAAGCUCCGUUGUCCCACCAUUUGGCGAACCGCUCGUAAAUCUCGCCAGUGCUCCUCGCCCGCAGAGGUAUUUCCUGCUGCCAAUCUUCCCACUUCGCCUCCACAUCCACAACCUCAUCAGUCUCGUGGUCGUGAACCUGGAUCUGGACGGGCUCACGAUAUGAGUCCCCGGAGAAGAUGUACGGUCCGGAGGGGCUCGUCAGCAGUAUUUCCCCCUUCUCACCGUUGAUGCUCCAAACGAAGGCCGGCUGUCCCUUGAAAGGCGGACCGAGCCUAAAGUUGAUGGCGAGUGAUGCCCCAUCCACGACAUUCCUCCUCCCGGGAGCAAGCUUCCCAUGAAUCGCAAGGAAAUCCGGCACGUCAGACUCUACCGUUCUGACCGUAGCGCUAUGAGCGUCCCGGAUAUGAAUCCGCGGCCGCUGGAUCUGCAUCGUGCUGGCGGGCUUGCCGCUGUCCCACUCACCCAACACAUCGUGCACAAAGUCGAUGACGUGACCGAACGUGAUGGUCAAUGGGCUACCGCCGACGCUGCGGUUCGCGAAGUAUGACAGCCCUUCAGAUAGGGAGUCGCGCGACAGGAUAUUGGCAAAGACGCGCGCCUCGCUGCUCAGCACACGGCCCACGCGCCCCGAUCCGAUCAGCUCCUUGAGCUUCAAGACGGGCGGGCAUACGCGGCCCUGGAGGCCCACGAUACUCCUCGCUGACCCUGGGAGGUCGGCUAGGGUAAGCGCGCUGGCGUACCCAGACGCAAUGGGCCAUUCGACAAACACGGCCUUGCCCGCUUCAAGGGAGGGCCUCACGAGGGCGGCAUGGGUGUCAACGCGCGUGCAGCAGACGACGAGGUCGACGCCCUCGUCCGCUGCCAAUGCGGUCGGAUCGCCGUGAGCCCUUACGGAGGAGGGGAGUUUGAAGUGAGCCCGGGCCGCCUCUGCGGCUUGGACGCUGGAGUUGAGGAGGGCGACGAUUUCGUAGUGCUCCCUGGCACGGGGGAGGAGGAGAUACGGCAGGUGUGCUUCUGCAGCCCAUGAGGUUGUUGAGUUGGCCGAAAGGCCUAUAAUUGCGACACGGAUAGGAGCCAUGUCUGCAGAUUGCGGUGGUCACUCCUCUCUGGGCAGCUGACAGAUAAUUUGAGAUGUUGGUAGAAACGAGACUACAUAUGUGGUUUCGCUUCUAUUCCGUAUACGUCCGAGGACAUACAUGGCGCCUUCAUACGGUGGUAAGCACUCAAGACCCAGCGCUUGGAAAGAACACGAUGCCGAUAACAAUAGUUAUAAUACGAUAGGUG